This is a messenger RNA of Colletotrichum siamense, 846 nucleotides long. RefSeq lists its product as uncharacterized. The transcript has 2 exons. Bases 1 to 846 code for a protein of 281 amino acids. Lineage: Eukaryota; Fungi; Ascomycota; Sordariomycetes; Glomerellales; Glomerellaceae. The record is from RefSeq and is a predicted model, not a curated record. Gene Ontology annotation, molecular function: hydrolase activity, hydrolyzing N-glycosyl compounds.
AUGUCAAUGGUACGCUAUCUGACUUACUCAAAUGAGUUCGAUACCAAGGGCCUUGUAGCUACAACCUCCGUCAGCUUGCCAAACGAAACGCACCCAGAGGCCAUCGAGCUUAUUAUCAGAGCCUAUGGUAAAGUUGUACACAAUCUAAACAAGCAUGUGCACCCCAAUGCAACGUUCAGUCCUGCCGAGGACCUUUUGAAACUCGUGAGGUCAGGCCCAGUGGUUUACGGGCGACAAGCUCUCAACGAGUCGCUAAGCGACGGUGCCAAAUUGCUGGUCGAAACGCUUGAAGCGGGCUCAGAUCCGUUAUUCGUCUCCAUUUGGGGCGGAGCCAACACCCUGGCGCAGGCGCUGCAGUUCAUCAGUACAGAGAGAACCCCCAAAGAAGCAGCCGAGCUUCGGUCUCGGCUUCGCGUCUACUCGAUCUCGGAUCAGGACGAUGCAGGGCCGUGGGUCCGGGUCAAAUGGCCAGAUAUCACGUACAUCGUCAAUGUUCACGGCUUCAGAGAAUACCAAUCAUCCACGUGGGCCGGCAUAGGCAGCGCAGACAACGGCGCUGCUAACGUGACGAAAGUACAAGACGAUUGGCUGACGCCGAAUAUCCGGAUCGGUCCUCUGGGUGAGGUGUAUCCCAAGAUUCUCUAUGGAAUGGAGGGGGACUCGCCCAGCUUCAUGUGGCUUAUCCAAAAUGGUCUUAAUAGUGCUUUGCGUCCGGACUGGGGUAGUUGGGGUGGGCGGUAUACCCGAGUUACAGAGGCCGAAGACAUCAACGAGUACGGAACAUCCAUGGACACGGCCGUUUCUGUGACAGGCGUGGAUCACCAAAGCCAGUAUGCCACUGUUUAG